Molecule: messenger RNA, 1266 nt
Organism: Chrysochloris asiatica (Cape golden mole)
Lineage: Eukaryota; Metazoa; Chordata; Mammalia; Afrosoricida; Chrysochloridae
Gene: ABRAXAS2
Product: family with sequence similarity 175, member B
Exons: 9
Coding region: 1-1266 (421 amino acids)
Biological process (GO): mitotic spindle assembly; protein K63-linked deubiquitination; attachment of spindle microtubules to kinetochore
Cellular component (GO): nucleus
Molecular function (GO): microtubule binding; polyubiquitin modification-dependent protein binding
Source: RefSeq, a predicted model, not a curated record
AUGACGGGAAAGUUGGAGAUUUCCAUCAUGGCGGCUUCCAUUUCGGGCUACACCUUCAGCGCUGUGUGUUUCCACAGCGCUAACAGCAAUGCGGACCACGAAGGCUUUUUGCUGGGAGAGGUAAGGCAAGAGGAAACCUUCAGCAUCAGUGACUCACAAAUCAGCAACACAGAAGUUCUGCAGGUAAUUGAAAUCCACAACCAUCAGCCCUGCUCAAAGCUUUUUAGUUUUUAUGACUACGCAAGCAAAGUUAGUGAAGAAAGUUUGGACCGAAUUCUGAAAGACCGGAGAAAGAAGGUCAUUGGCUGGUACAGGUUUCGGCGGAAUACACAGCAGCAGAUGUCCUACAGAGAGCAGGUUCUCCACAAACAGCUCACCCGCAUCCUGGGUGUGCCCGACCUCGUCUUCCUCCUCUUCAGCUUCAUCUCCACCGCCAACAAUUCCACCCAUGCGUUAGAAUACGUUCUCUUCAGACCAAAUCGAAGGUAUAAUCAGAGGAUAUCACUUGCUAUUCCUAACCUAGGCAACACUAGCCAGCAGGAGUACAAAGUGUCCUCAGUGCCAAAUACUUCUCAGAGUUAUGCCAAAGUUAUUAAAGAACAUGGUACUGACUUUUUUGACAAGGAUGGAGUAAUGAAGGACAUCAGGGCCAUUUAUCAGGUUUAUAAUGCGCUUCAAGAGAAAGUACAGGCAGUUUGUGCAGAUGUAGAAAAGAGUGAACGGGUCGUUGAAUCUUGUCAGGCCGAAGUGAACAAAUUGAAAAGACAAAUCACUCAGAGGAAAAAUGAAAAGGAACAAGAACGAAGGAUGCAGCAGGCGAUGCUGAACAGACAGAUGCCGUCGGAGAGGCUGGAGCCUGGGUUCAGUCCUCAUCUGCCCUAUUCUGGGUAUGCACCUGAAGGGAGAAGUACAAUUGGAGAUGCCGAAGCCUCUGACCCUCCUCCUCCUUACUCAGACGUUCAGCCCAACAAUCAAGAAAGUACUUUGAGGCACUCGCGCACGGAGAGCAGUGUCUUCAUGCCUCGCCCUCAAGCUGUGGGCUCUUCCAGUUACGCAGCCACCAGCACUGGACUCAAGUACCCUGCAAGUGGGGCAGCCCUCCCCCCUUCCCAAAGAGCCGCUGCAGACAGUGUGGACGAGUCCGACGACAGUGAUUAUGAGAACCUGAGUGACCCCACAGAGCCUUCCAAUAGCGAGUACUCACAUUCGAGACCCAUGACACAUCCGGACGGGGACUCGAGGGACACUCAGGCCUCCCAGAUUUAA